This is a messenger RNA of Strigops habroptila (Kakapo), 2100 nucleotides long. It is a transcript of the gene PROC, whose product is annotated as protein C, inactivator of coagulation factors Va and VIIIa. The transcript has 9 exons. The record is from RefSeq and is a predicted model, not a curated record. Gene Ontology annotation, molecular function: serine-type endopeptidase activity; calcium ion binding. NCBI's taxonomy places the organism in Eukaryota, Metazoa, Chordata, Aves, Psittaciformes, Psittacidae. Gene Ontology annotation, biological process: proteolysis; blood coagulation. The coding region runs from base 697 to 1998 and encodes 433 amino acids. Gene Ontology annotation, cellular component: extracellular region.
UGCACAGGCUGCUCCCAGAGAAGGGGACUCACUGGUUCAUUCUGUCUCCGAUGCAAGAAAACUUCUGAAAGGAUUGUGUUUUUUCUCUAAACUGUUGAAUAUUCGAAGUUCAGUCGGAGGCUCUGUGCUGAUGAAAGCUGGUCCAGGUCACCUAAAGAUGCAGGAUGCUGGUACAAGCUUCUUGCCUUGCCUCCCCACAGCAGGCAGCUGUGAUGGGCAGGUACUGCCUGCUCAUGGCUGUAAGGGGGGUUAGUUACCUUGGCUGUUUCGCAGUGGAACCUUACUGAGAAAGUAAAGUGGGAGGACUUUUGAAAUAGCAGUAUGUGUCCCUUUUGGGUGAUUGCACGCUGUGAGAAGGUGGUUGGAUCUCUCAGGCGACCUCAGCACCGGAUGGUUGCACUUACAAACUAACUAUAAUCAUUUCUGCUUGCCAGAGAAUCAAAAGGAAAAAGAAACAAAGCAGAUUUGCAAAAGGCAAAGUGGAUCCCUCAGCUGUUUCAUUUUUCUCCUGCGCGCAGGUAAGUCGUCAAGCUCCCCCUGAGCGCUGUUUGUUUAAUGACUAAAAAGAAAGCACUUCAUGUCACUCCAAAGGGUAAAUAUCUAAAGUUAUGGAUUAACUAAGUUCCAGCAGAGCUCAUGGCGGAAGAAUAGAUCUCGCUGAUUCGCACAGAAUAAAGCAGUGACUCCUGCUGCAGUAUGUGGAAGUUUGUCACCAUAGGGGUGCUGCUGGCUGCCCUCUCUUCACGAGUAUGUAGUACCUCAAUAUUUUACAGCACUAGAGAUGCAAACCAGGUCCUGAAAAUCCAGAAGCGUGCAAACUCUUUUCUGGAGGAGCUCAAACCGGGCUCUGUGGAGCGUGAGUGCAUUGAGGAGCGGUGUGACUUUGAGGAGGCCAGUGAGAUAUUUGAAACCAAGGAAGCAACAAGAGAUUUUUGGAGCAAGUACGUAGAUGGAGAUCAGUGUGACCCACAGCCUUGUUCCAAUGGGAUUUGCAAGGACAAUAUUGGAAAAUUUUCCUGCAUCUGUAACAAAGGCUGGGAGGGCGUUUUGUGCAAUUAUGAAGUCAAGUACACCAACUGUUCUGUCAACAAUGGAGGAUGUGAGCAUUUCUGUACGGAUGACCCUGCCAACCAGUACCGCACUUGCAGUUGUGCCUCUGGGUAUCAGUUGAUGAAUGACCAUACCAUGUGCAAGCCUGUAGUGGAGUUCCCCUGUGGAAGAGUGAAAACGGACUACAUUGAAGCCAAAGGAGGAUUCAAUAUUCGUCUCAUUGAGGGAAGAAUAGGAAGAAGGGGAGACAGCCCUUGGCAGAUUAUGCUGCAAAAUAGCAAAGGGAAUUUCCUGUGUGGAGGUGUUCUUAUCCAUCCAUCCUGGGUCCUGACAGCAGCACACUGCACUGAGACAGAAGAUGGGCUCAAAGUAAGACUUGGUAAAUUCCACCGUCUCCGUGUUGAGGCAGAUGAGCAAACCAUUUGGGUUGAUAAGUACGUGAACCACGAGAACUACACCAAGGAGACCUCUGAUAAUGACAUAGCCAUGCUGCACUUGGCUGAGCCCGUGAUGUAUAACAAAUACGCGCUCCCUAUCUGCCUUCCCACCCGCGACCUGGCAGAGCAGGAGCUGACGACAAGUGGGAAGCAGAUGGUGGUAACUGGCUGGGGCAGCACAAGUGAUGUUAAAACCAAUUACUCUACUUUCCUCAGUUAUAUCCAAAUCCCCAUGGUUCCCCGGAACGAGUGUGCCCAGGCGAUGAGAUUUGCUAUCUCUGACAACAUGCUGUGUGCUGGGAGCUUAGGAGACAGAAAAGAUUCCUGCAGUGGGGACAGUGGCGGCCCUAUGAUCACUAAGUAUAAGGAUACUUGGUUUUUGGUAGGACUGGUGAGCUGGGGCGAAGGCUGUGGGAGAAAGGAGAAGUUUGGAGUCUACACCAAAGUUAGUCAGUAUCUUGAGUGGAUCCAGCACCACAUAGAUAAGAUGUCAGCUUCUUGGCAGGGUUGAUUCUGAUACUGAGAGUCUGGAAUGUUGUGGCUAUGCGCUAUUGACAGUGUGCAGUGUAAUGUACUGUCAGAUCUUCAGUAUUAAAUACGGAGUAUAUGUUAA